UGCACGUAUACACUUGACUCUUUGUCUGUGUGUAUAAAUAUAAACUUGUGAUCUGAUCUACUUGUAUCUAAAAUAUUAUCCUGUGGGUUUCGACAAUUUCAGUUUGUUUAUGCUCUUCUUCACAUGAAUCACAUACGUUCAUGUCGAUUCGUUUGAGAUACGGUCUCGAUUUCGGUUCCUUUUUUAAUAGAUAUAUAUUUGUUAUUUUAAUUUAAUGUAACCACGUGGAUUUGCUUGUCCUGGUUUUGUUUUUUAUUGCUUCCUCCUCGAGCGUUUUGAUUAUAUCGAGGAACCUAAAAUAUCAAGUUCGUGGAUCCAAAAACAGUUUGCGGGUUUUGAAUCGCAGCUACUAGUGGCGAUUAUAGAUUUUCUCCUUUUAUUUUAUUAUCCAGUUGAUUGGCUCCAUGUAGAUGAAGUGCGCAGAAAUUAGGGUUUUUUUAUCUCAUCUUUCAACUCAUUUUUUCCCCAAAUUUUCCGUUCGAUUUUGAGUUACUUCUUCUACUAGGUGGUGGUGUUGAGUUUUAAUUUGCUGGUGAUUUAGUGUAACGAGUCGAGUUGACUCACUAGCGUCGCAGCGAGUUGACAAGCUCUUGACAUCUUCUGAUCGAAGAAACCUUUCAAUUUUCAAGACUCGAAGAAGAAGAAGAGCCGAGUCUUUGAAUAGUUUGAGCGUUAUCAUCGCGUUUGCUUAGAUGGGAGGUCAAUGCUCUAACCUUGGUCGUUGUUGUCGGAAUUCAUCACACAAGACUGCUGUUCUUGAAGCUCCUGAUGUUGAAAAUGGAGAGAAUAGUGAGAUCACCGAUGUGCCUGGUUUCCGGGAGUACACACUAGAACAGCUUAAGUCGGCUACUUCUGGUUUUGCUGUGGAGUAUAUUGUAUCUGAGCAUGGAGAAAAGGCUCCCAAUGUCGUCUAUAAAGGUAAACUGGAGAACCAGAAGAAGAUUGCAGUCAAGCGUUUCACCAGAAUGGCGUGGCCUGAUGCACGACAAUUCCUGGAGGAAGCCAGGUCGGUUGGCCAGCUGCGGAGUGAGAGAAUGGCCAAUUUACUCGGCUGUUGCUGCGAAGGUGACGAGAGGUUGCUUGUGGCAGAAUUUAUGCCCAAUGAAACUCUAGCCAAACACCUUUUUCAUUGGGAAACACAACCAAUGAAAUGGACAAUGAGGCUCCGUGUUGUUUUAUAUCUAGCACAAGCUCUUGAAUACUGCACCAACAAAGGCCGUACUCUGUAUCACGACCUCAAUGCUUACCGGGUUUUAUUCGACGAGGAAUGCAAUCCAAGACUUUCUACUUUUGGCUUGAUGAAGAAUAGCCGGGAUGGAAAAAGUUACAGCACAAAUCUUGCUUUCACCCCUCCUGAAUAUCUACGAACUGGGAGAAUUACUCCAGAGAGUGUGAUAUACAGCUUUGGCACUCUUCUUCUUGAUCUCCUCAGUGGAAAACAUAUACCUCCGAGCCAUGCCCUUGAUCUGAUUAGAGACAGAAAUCUCCAGACGCUAACUGAUUCUUGCCUAGAUGGGCAAUUUUCUGACAGCGAUGGCACAGAACUAGUACGCCUGGCGUCUCGUUGUCUGCAGUACGAAGCUCGUGAGAGGCCAAACCCAAAAUCUUUGGUCACUGCCCUGACGCCUCUUCAGAAGGACACUGAGGUCCCAUCCCAUGUUUUAAUGGGUCUACCUCACAGUGGUUCGGUGUCUCCUCUGUCCCCUCUUGGUGAGGCUUGUUCAAGAAGGGAUCUGACCGCUAUGCUUGAGAUAUUGGAUAAACUUGGAUACAAAGACGACGAGGGUGUCACCAAUGAGCUCUCGUUCCAAAUGUGGACAGACCAGAUGCAAGAGUCUUUGAACUCGAAGAAGAAGGGUGAUAUGGCUUUCAGGCAAAAAGACUUUAGAGAGGCCAUUGAGUGUUACACGCAGUUCAUUGAUGGAGGAAUGGUCUCUCCAACAGUCUGUGCACGCCGAAGUCUGUGUUACUUAAUGAGUGAGAUGCCGAAAGAAGCUUUAGAUGAUGCAAUUCAAGCGCAAGUAAUCUCUCCCGUGUGGCAUGUCGCGUCUUAUCUCCAGUCUGCUUCUCUUGCCUUCCUGGGAAUGGAGAAUGAAUCUCAAAUUGCACUAAAAGAGGGCUCGAACCUUGAAGCUAAGAGGAAUUCAGCUUCCCAACUGAAGUAAGAUAUAUAUGUAUACCGUUCAAGAUUGAUUAUUUUCUUUUGGUGAAGAUGAAAGAACAUCUUUACCAAGUAUAAAGGGUUUAAUCUUUUGAGCACAAGGAUGGGAAAACACGCAAGAGUGAUGCAGAUCUAAACCCCAUGACGGGUGUGUUGUUUUGCUCUUCUUUUGCCUCUUUUUAUAGGCACCAAAGGAGUUACUUCCUUUUAUUGGCUUUGAGGAGCAAUGAAUGUACUAAAACCCUUUCUAUUGCAGAAACCAAAAGAGAUGUUUUCUUUUGAUUCAUAAAGCACAUCCUGUAAAAUGAAUGGCUGAAGCAAUUGAUGAGCGCUAAGUUUGUAUUUGCUGCCAUUAAAUGUUUGUUUAGUCUGUCUUUGAGUUAAUUAAAUCUGCUUGUACUCUCAACUCUCAAGCUUGA
Molecule: messenger RNA, 2580 nt
Organism: Eutrema salsugineum
Lineage: Eukaryota; Viridiplantae; Streptophyta; Magnoliopsida; Brassicales; Brassicaceae
Product: probable serine/threonine-protein kinase At5g41260
Exons: 11
Coding region: 693-2165 (490 amino acids)
Biological process (GO): protein phosphorylation; brassinosteroid mediated signaling pathway
Molecular function (GO): ATP binding; protein kinase activity; protein binding
Source: RefSeq, a predicted model, not a curated record